Molecule: messenger RNA, 686 nt
Organism: Lasiosphaeria miniovina
Lineage: Eukaryota; Fungi; Ascomycota; Sordariomycetes; Sordariales; Lasiosphaeriaceae
Product: WD40-repeat-containing domain protein
Exons: 1
Cellular component (GO): nucleus
Molecular function (GO): protein binding
Source: RefSeq, a predicted model, not a curated record
CGGCUCUGGGAGACGGCCUCUGGCCGCUAUAUCCAGGAGCUGAAAGGCUAUAGCGACUGGGUCACCUCUGCCGCGUUCUCGCCCGACGGUACUCAGGUAGCCUCGGCAUCGCGCGACCAGACCGUCCGGCUCUGGGAGACGGCUUCUGGCCGCUGUUUGCAGAUACUCAAUAUUGGCACUACGUUGUCUAGCAUCGCCUUUGACUCUACGAAUAGUCUUCUCACAAACAUCGGAUAUAUUAACGUUAGCUUAUCAUCAGCAGUAAGGGAGGCUAGCCUUAGAGACGCCGACAUAACGUCUUACCAGUCUAUCACAUCGGAGCAACACCAGGCUCUAGUACGGGUCGGGGUCGGCUUAAGCUCGGACGGUUCCUGGGUCACACUUGAUGGUCGACGCAUUGUGUGGCUUCCCCCCGAAGUCCGAUUAUCGGAGUCGGCCAUUCUAGGCAAGACAGUCGUACUUGGCAGUAGAUCAGGCAGGGUUACGAUUAUCGGCUUCUCUGUAGAUAUAUCACCAUUCUGAAGUACAUUUCUGUCUUCCUUAUGCUAUUAUUCCCACCUAGCGUAUGUAAUAUAUUUUAAGGUUCUUCUAAUCUAUUAUCUAUAUUUGUUUUACUAGCUUAACACCAUAAGGGCCUAGGAGGAUAAGUUAAUUCAUAGAUUUAAAGAAAUUCUAGGACUUUCCAG